Molecule: messenger RNA, 486 nt
Organism: Soboliphyme baturini
Lineage: Eukaryota; Metazoa; Nematoda; Enoplea; Dioctophymatida; Soboliphymatidae
Source: the annotation of a GenBank genome assembly
AUGCAGUGCUCGAUGAUCGACCGAGAAGAUAAAAUCAAAGAGUUCUUGGACCUGUCCUUGGCGGAGGCGGAGAAGGGCGUAAACGCUGGGGACGGCGGUCCUUUCGGGGCCGUAGUGGUAAAGGACGGCAAGGUGGUGGCGAGUGGUCACAACGAAGUUUUGAAGACGAACGACCCGACGGCGCACGCUGAGGUGACGGCGAUUCGCCGCGCGUGCGCGGCUUUGAACUCGUUCGACCUCAAAGCUUGCGAACUGUACUCCAGCUGCUAUCCGUGUCCGAUGUGCCUUGGCGCGGUCCUCUGGUCUCGCUUGAAACGCGUCUACUACUGCAGUUCGCCCGAUGACGCCGCCAAGGCCGGAUUCGACGACAGCGCGUUUUAUGAACAGGUUAAUGUUCACAACAAGCGCUGUAUCCAUGUGCCGGUUGAAAACGCUCAUCGCGUCAUACAGCUCUGGAACAAGAAGGCUGGCAAAGUUCCUUACUGA